CUGCGCGCCGGGGAUCAGUGAGCUGCGGGCGGGAGGGGCGCAGCUGUCGGAGCGAAGGACCCCGCUGGGGAUGGGGGGCCGGGAGACCAGCCUGUGUUUGUUCCUCCUCCUGCCCCUGGGGGCCCUCGCCGGCAAGGGACGGGACCCCCCAACUCAUUCCCUGCGGUAUUUCCACACUGCAGUCUCUGAUCCUGAACCUGGACUCCCAGCGUAUGUCUCUGUUGGGUAUCUCGAUGACAACCUCUUUGUUGAGUGUGACAGUGACAGUGGGCGGUACAAACCACGAGCCCAGUGGAUAAAGGACAAUGUGGGUGCUGAUUACUGGGAGAGGGGUACCAAACGUGGAAUCGCACAAGUGCAGGCGUUCGGAAUCGGCAUGAGAAUUUUAAUGGAGCGCUACAAUCAGACUGGGGGGUUUCACACUCUGCAGCGCAGGAGCGGCUGUGAGAUUCGGGAGGAUGGCAGCAUCGGGGGGUCCCGGCAACUUGCAUAUGAUGGGGACGACUUCAUCAGCUUCGAUAUGAACACUUACACGUGGGUAGCUGCGGUCAAGGAAGCUGAGAUCACCCAGCGCAGAUGGAAUGAGGAUACAGCUGAUCUUCAGUAUCGGAAGCAGUACACAGAGAAGGGGUGUAUUGAGUGGCUAAGAAAAUACCAGCAGUAUGGGAAGGAGGCUCUUCAAGGGAGAGAACCCGCAGCCGUUGAGGUGUUGGGCAAGGCAACCCCUGAUGGGCUCACCAGGCUCUCCUGCAGGGUCUAUGGUUUCUACCCCCGGGACAUCGCUGUGACCUGGAUGAAAAACGGGGAGAUGAGAGAGCAAGAGACUCAGCGAGGGGACAUCCUACCCAGUGGGGAUGGGACCUACCAGAUUCAGGCAACCUUGGAGAUAGAUCCCAAGGAGGGAGGCCGCUACUCCUGCCUUGUGGAUCACAACAGCCUGACGAAGCCUCUCAAUGUCUUCUGGGAGCCGAAGUCCAAUGUGAUCCCCAUUGUGGCUGGAGUGAUCGGUGCCGUGGUGGCUGCCGUGGUGGCUGCAAUAGUCGGAAUCAUCACCUGGAGGAAGAUUGGCUCAGGGAAAGAGAGAGCUGGCUACUCACCUCCAGGAAGUUACCACCGAUCCAACUCCUCCACAGAAAAUAAGUUGGUCGGUGAAGGAACUUCUGUCCCAGCGUAAGGGAGCGGGUCAGUCUGUGCCGUCGGCUGCAGGGAUCCCAGGGAGAAGAAACCAGCACAGACUGAUCCGAUCAGCACCUUCCUGUCUCCGUUUGAUUCCCGCAGUGUCCCGUGGAGGUGUUCCAGCUCCUCUCUGCCCACUUAGCAGCUGCGUGCUUUGUAAAUGUAUUGUUAGAAAAAAUUAAUGACGUGAUUGCACAAUGUAUUCUCAACAUGAAGAAUAACAAGAAGCGUAUAAAUUAUGAUUCUUCUUACAGGGUUUCUUCUCUGAACACUGCUGUUUCUAGCUCCUGGUGCCCCUGUACAAUGCAAUAGCUGAUUUUGGGUGUGGUGACACUUAAGUUUUUGUUGUUAUUAUUAAUGCUUAUAAUACAGUAACUCAGUGUCGUGCUCGGAGCUGGUAGCACUGUCCCCAGCAGCAGCCUGGGGAAAGCUCCAUGGGGCAGGAGUAACUUCCUGAAUCUUUGUUGUUGUCUGUAUUGUUACAACAUACUUGCAGACAGGUAUUUUGAAAUACAUUUUUAAAAAGUAAUUGAC
Molecule: messenger RNA, 1710 nt
Organism: Chrysemys picta bellii (western painted turtle)
Lineage: Eukaryota; Metazoa; Chordata; Testudines; Emydidae
Source: RefSeq, a predicted model, not a curated record